AUGUCAACAACUACUCAAACUCUCAAAUUUGCAAAGAGGAAACUUCGAAAUGAGAUCAAGUCGAAACUCAAAAUCAUAAGUCAAGAUUCGUUAAAUUCACAAUCUCAAAGUAUUUUGAAUAAAUUACAAGAUUCAACUAUUUUCAAAAAUGCUAAAACAAUUGCAGUUUAUAUGAAUAUGCCUGAUCUGGAAAUCAAGACACUUCCAAUAAUAAAUGAAUGUUUCAAAUUGAACAAACAAGUCUAUUUACCAAAUUGUAACACUCAACCUGCUCCAAAUCGAAAGAAGAUUUAUUUAUCAAUGCUAAAAGUUCCUUCAUUUCAGCACGUCUUAGAUUUAAAACCUCAAGGGAAAUAUCAACUUUUAGAACCAUUGGAAGGAGAAGACGCAAUAGAGCAAGGGGAUCUAGAUUUAAUACUAAUUCCAGGUGUAGCUUUUACUUCCAAUUUAAAAAGAUUAGGUCACGGAGCAGGGUUUUAUGAUGAAUUCCUAUCGGCUUAUCAUAACAAAUGGUCUACGAUUCCUACUUUAAUUGGAUUGGCAUUGGAAGAACAAAUAGUGGAAGAUGAUGUACUACCUGUAGAAAAUCAUGACUACGAAUUGAAUCAACUAAUAACCAAUAGUGAUACUUAUCCUAAGCCUAGAUAA
Molecule: messenger RNA, 648 nt
Organism: Lodderomyces pseudojiufengensis
Lineage: Eukaryota; Fungi; Ascomycota; Pichiomycetes; Serinales; Debaryomycetaceae
Product: 5-formyltetrahydrofolate cyclo-ligase
Exons: 1
Coding region: 1-648 (215 amino acids)
Biological process (GO): folic acid-containing compound biosynthetic process; tetrahydrofolate interconversion
Cellular component (GO): mitochondrion
Molecular function (GO): 5-formyltetrahydrofolate cyclo-ligase activity
Source: RefSeq, a predicted model, not a curated record